Messenger RNA from Mollisia scopiformis, 1092 nucleotides. RefSeq lists its product as uncharacterized. The annotation marks the transcript as partial. The transcript is spliced from 3 exons. Lineage: Eukaryota; Fungi; Ascomycota; Leotiomycetes; Helotiales; Mollisiaceae. The record is from RefSeq and is a predicted model, not a curated record.
AAUCCGUCAAGAGUACCUCAAAUACUCGCUGGAAUAUUGUUGCCCACGCUUUUCGCAUCCAUCUUCGUAGUCGCAAGACUAUACACACGAUUCAUCAUCACAAGAAAUUGGGGAAACGAUGAUACAUUAAUCACAAUCGCCUGGGUCACCAGCCUAGGUCUCGCAGUAACAAACGCUCUCCUAAUCCCCUUCGGCGGCGGCCACCACGCCAUCUUCCAAAAACCCUCGCAAAUUACCCCGACCCUCAAAAUCGCCUUCAUCGGCCGCCUAAUCUACCAAUUCGUAUUAUGCCUCACCAAGCUCGGCAUCUGCCUCUUCUAUCUCCGAGUCUUCCAAGACAAAGCCAGUAAACGACAAGUCUACAUGAUUGCCGCCUUCACCAUCAUCUCCGCACUGGUCAUUGAGAUCGAGUUCGUCUUCCAGUGCAAUCCUGUAUCCGAUGCUUGGAAUUUCGUCAAUCCGAAUUGUAAAGCUACGAAUCCUAGCGUGGUGACUAAUUGUGUGUGUAAUAUUAUUGCGGACGUGUGGAUUAUGGCUUUUGUCAUUCCGAGAGUGUUACCAUUGCAGAUGGCGAGACGGCAGAAGUUUUCGUUGCUUGGUGUUGUGAGUCUCGGUAUGUUGGUUAUUGCAGCGUCGAUUGUGAGGUGUAUUUUGGUCCUGAUGAUUGGUAAACAGGGAAUGGUCACAACAUGGACAACGCUCGAAGUAGCAACAGGAUUAUUCUGCGCUUCGGCUCCAUGCAUCAGACCCCUACUCCGCCAAAUCGCGCCAGGAUUCAUGUCUUCGCUCUCGCAAACCUUUUCAGGACCAUCGAAAGCUCGUACGAAGACUGGACCUUCGUCUAAAUACGGGCUAGGGAGCGUAAACAGAGUGGGGAAAAGAGGCGAGGCGUUCGAGUUGAGUAGCAGGGGUGAGGGAGACAGAGCAACCUUCUGGAUUGAAGAGGGAGAUAACAGAAAAAGUGCAGCGGACAGCGAAGAGAGUGAGAAUUCAAAAGGCAAUAUCACGAAGACAGUGGUAGUUUCGGUGCGGCAUGAUGAAUCGUCGUCUUCGUCGCUGCCAGCGGAGACGAAGGGGUGGCAGAAUGUUUGA